ACAUGUCUUUUGAUUUCUUUAUUAGUGCCAUUCUUCAUUGCUAAUUGUUCAGUCUUCCAAGUUUUUGAGGAGCAGGUAGAGAUCAUGUUUAGUGAUGCAGAGCAAGAGCUUGCUAUCAAUGGAGAGUCUAAGGGUAUUAUGGCAGAAGGUGAUCAACUCCCUCUUCAAAAUAGCAGACCAACUAGCAUGGUCAUCAAGAGAGCUCAUAAGGUGAUUCCAGCUCACUUGGUAGCUGAGGCCAUAUCAACUCUCAAUGGCCUUGACCUUCGAUGGUCAGGUCCUAUAACACCAAGUGAAAUGCAAUAUGUGAGACAGUAUAUCUUCGCAAAGUACCCACAGUACUACAAUGGUCUUGUGGAAGAAGCAGACUCCAUUGAUUUAAACAAUCUCUGCAUCACCGACAGUUCUGGCAGUAGAGAGUCUUCUGCUUCCUUCAAUGGCGUCUCUUCCGAUCUUGACAAAACCCAGUUGGAGACUUCAAGAUUGCUAGACAUUCUAACCGAGAAAACCUCAUUUCGAGGCAAUUUCAUGUCAAUCCCUGAAAUUCAAGCCCAAAAUCGGGCAUUGAAACACUGUGGACUAAGCGAAACAGAGUAUUUAGUCCUGUUCAUGCCCUGUUACAAGGACGCGAUGAUCAUGAUUGGAGAGGGCUACCCAUUUUUCAGAGGGAAUUACUACAUGACAAUCAUUGAUCCCCAAAUCGAUCCGAUAAAAGAAUUCGCGAAUCGGAGAGAAUCGAAGGUUGUUCUGAUGCCGGAGACCUGGCUUGAUUUGAGAAUCAAAGGGUCCCAAUUGAGUCAACAUUUCCGGCGAAAGUGUAAGCAUGUACCGAAGGGUCUUUUCUCGUAUCCGGUUAUGGUGAACGGGACCAGAUAUUCGCUCCAUUGGAUCUCCGAGGCUCAUCGGAAUUCGUGGCAUGUUUUGAUUGAUGCGACUGCGUUGAGUUUCGGAGAGGAGCGGCUCGCGCUCGCUCUCCACCGCCCGGACUUCGUGUUAUGUACGCUUGAGAAUGUUCACGGCCAGCCGUCCGAGGUGACUUGCCUCGUCAGGAGAAAAUCGUUCGAAACUACGUCGUUUCAGGCGUUGGGUUAAAUAUGGUAAUUAUGUUGAAAAUUACCAAAAAUAAAGGAUGUAUAUCAUUAGUUAUCAGCUUCGUGUGUAGCAAUUGAUCCAGAAAGAAAUUGAAUCCUUCCUUGUCAGCUACCUCAAAGUCUCCUCUCAAAUUUAGUA
Messenger RNA from Tripterygium wilfordii, 1230 nucleotides. RefSeq lists its product as uncharacterized. Lineage: Eukaryota; Viridiplantae; Streptophyta; Magnoliopsida; Celastrales; Celastraceae. The record is from RefSeq and is a predicted model, not a curated record. The transcript has 3 exons. Bases 85 to 1092 code for a protein of 335 amino acids.